This is a messenger RNA of Mitosporidium daphniae, 1281 nucleotides long. Its product is annotated as DNA primase. The transcript has 3 exons. Bases 1 to 1281 code for a protein of 426 amino acids. The record is from RefSeq and is a predicted model, not a curated record. Gene Ontology annotation, biological process: DNA replication, synthesis of primer. Gene Ontology annotation, cellular component: alpha DNA polymerase:primase complex. Lineage: Eukaryota; Fungi; Microsporidia.
AUGCAGGCGACCGGCAUGGAGGGCAUUGAGGCUGCUGCUUUUCAGCACAACUGGGCAUCUUCAUCGACACCAUCGGACCCAUCUCCAACGGCGAUGACACCCGUUGUGGCAAGGCCGAACGAAUUCUUGAUGAUGGACUAUUCUCAGCUGGAUAUGGAAGAAUGCCUGCUGAUGUUCUACUCAAAGUUUUAUCCGUUUGAUAGAAUUUACCGUGUAAAGGGGCCAUAUUUUACACGAAGGGAGUUUUCAAUGACCUUGGCUAAUCAAACAUACAUUCGCUUCCUUUCCUUUUUGGGGGAAGCGGAUAUGCGAGAACGCAUUGUGCAAGCAAAGCCCAUCAAGAUUGAUAUUGGUGCCAUUUAUUCUGCAAGACCAUCAGAAAAAAAAUCGCUGAUGCCAGCCUCGUUUUCGGCUAUCGAGCGCGAGCUUGUCUUUGACAUCGACUUGACAGACUAUGAUGACAUACGAAAAUGCUGUCAAAACAAGAAAAUGUGCAUCAAAUGCUGGCAAUACAUCGUUGCUGCUGUAAAGGUUCUCGAUGCCAUUCUCCGUAUGGACUUUGGAUUUGUUAGCAUCCUCUGGGUAUUUUCAGGAAGAAGAGGAAUACAUUGCUGGGUUGCCGAUAAGCGUGCUCGCACACUAGACUCGGGUUUGCGCAAGGCCAUCGUCUCAUAUAUUGAAAUAAGCCGUUCUGCUGGUAAAACAUCCGGUAAUGGCGCGAAUUACAGCGUCUCUAAUGGCGGCAGCUACAAUAAUAGUUCUGCAGUAGAGUCCCACCCGAUGAUCAAGCGUGCGCUUUCUCUUGUGUCUCCGAUUUUCAAGCAAAAGAUCCUACCAGAGCUUCUCUCUGAGGAUGUUGAGAAUACAGAUCUCGCCACCUCACUUUCCGGCCUUUGCCCCGCACCAAAUGGCCUGAUUGAAAUGUGGAAAAAAGAGAAAAUAUGCGAUCCGCUCGAGCGGUGGAAGACGAUUGUGCAGCAGCUUUGCACUUCGGAGAAAAAGCAGCGCUCCCAUCUGGCGGAAGAAUUUAUUUUGCACCGUCUCUAUCCGCGGCUAGACUCCAAUGUUUCAAUUGGAUUGAACCAUCUGCUCAAAGCACCAUUUUGCGUGCAUCCAGAUACCGGAAAGAUAUGCGUUCCCAUAGACCCGGCUUUGAUUGACAAGUUUGAUCCCGACAUGGUGCCGACCAUCCAUUCGAUCCUUUCCAAAGAGAACGGAAGUGAUCAUUUGCAGCCAUAUCUUUUGCUGAUGGACCAGUUUCUGGAAUCUCUCAAUAAAUAG